Molecule: messenger RNA, 3328 nt
Organism: Phlebotomus papatasi
Lineage: Eukaryota; Metazoa; Arthropoda; Insecta; Diptera; Psychodidae
Exons: 3
Coding region: 1450-3168 (572 amino acids)
Source: RefSeq, a predicted model, not a curated record
GUGGGGGAAUGUCGGAUUGGAUUUUGCAGAGGAAUCUGCAAUGAGGAUUUGCUGUGUAGAUUGGGAUUUCCACUUGAAAUGAGGUUAUUUGAAAAUGCAUUCUGGCCACUUGAGCUGAGACGCGAGUAUCUCUCGAGUGGAGAUCACUGGUGCACUGAGAUUUUGUCGAUAGACAUAAAGGCCAGUUGGGAGCAGAAAAGUUUGUGCGCAGAAAUCACGAUCAUCUUCGAUCGCUUAUCUAAAAUAAGAUUAUUACAUGGCGGGUUUUUCAUGGUCCCAUGUGCGAGUAAAGGCGCGCGCAGGAAAGUCAGGCAAGAGACUCCUAAGUAAACAAAUUUUUCCUCCUCAAUGGAAUAUUGAGAGUGAAAAGUCGGAGAGAACGAUGAAGAUUGAGGAGAAUUGAGUCGACAGUUGAUUUUGCCUUUUCGCACUGAGUCUCCCAUUCUAUGAAAAAAAGGCCCCCAAUCGUCAGUUUUACAUAAUUUUUCAGUCAGUUUUCGACGUCGGGGGAAAAAACGUGUGAAAAAUUUGAUGUGAAGUGAGAGGUGUCUUAAAACCAGAGGGGCAAAGAAAUAUUUUCACUUUAAUAAUUUGACUAUUAGUUUGCGUGGACCUAUCUCCUCGCACUCAUUUUACGCAUUGGGUGUGAAGAAAAAGUCUCCGUGGAAAGCUGUGAAGUGAAAAAGAACGUCCACCUCAGAGUUAAAAAGCCAGAAUGAGAUGGUUGGAAAAGUGUGUGAAAAUGUGUGAUCAAAUAUAGGGCACAAGAUGCCUAUUUAUAAUUGCGAUGAAAAACCAUUUUUCCGGAAUGACUCUUGAGGAGUAAAACAUCAUCCUGAGAACCAUCAUCGCUGCGAGGCAAAAAAUGUAGGGAAAAUCGUGUGGAAUGCUAUAAAGAAAAAUAAUUAUAUAUAUUUUAGAGUGAGAGUGUGAAACAGAUGAAACCACACACAUCGCAAUCAAUUGGAGAGAUUGAUAAAAUUGUACAAGUCCAACUUUUCGCACCAGAACCUUCUCAAUCCACCCACCCUCCUCAAUAUGCUCUAAAUCCAAUGUGUUUCCAUUGUGUUAUUGUAUUCGAUGCCCAACAUUUUCCACCAAGAGGUCCAAGUGAGAGUCACAGAGGCCACUCCAACAAUUUCACUAUACUUUUUUCUAAUUAUAUUCCUUGUGCCUCAAUUCCUUCCCAAUUCUCUAACGUGACAUCCAUUAAGCUCAUAUCAAUUUUAUCAAUUUCCCAAUUGAUGAUCCCCAAAUUACUGGCCAUUUGACGCCGCUGCGACUCUCAUUAGGCGCAUUUUCAGCGUCUGCUUAAUUUUAUCGCCUUCGCAGUGCGGCGUCGAUGCGUGGUGUUUAUUUUGUCGUUAAUGAGCAACACGUCUUUCUCACUUUCAGCCGCACUCGCCGUUCGCACACCCUCCAGCUCGGACGUUCGCCCCCAGCCUCAGGAUGCUCCGCGAACGCCGGCGACAUGCCAACUUUAAGCCCAACCGAAGGUUGGACAGAAAGUCUUCGAGGGGCAUGAUCUUUGAGAAUGAGGAGCUUCGUUUGCGCACAAUCAACAUAAAUGCCGAAGUGGAGCGUGGUCAGUCGGAUAUUCGGAAGUUGAGAAGAGAGAAUGAUCAGCUGAGGCGGGAGAUUUGGUGCUUGAGAGACGAAUAUGAUCGCUUGGAUAAAUUGCUGAGGCAGAAUCUCAAGGAGGGGGGAAAGAAUGUCAGUGAUUCUGAAGACUCGGGAGAAUCUUGUGAUACUUGUGGUGAGGAGGAUGAUGAAGCAAUUGAGGAGGAAGAAGAGGCAGAGGAGCCUCAGGAAGGAGUUGAGACCACGGAAAAUGAACAGAAUAAUCUCAAAGCGAAUCUUCAUGUUAAAUUUGAUCACUUAUCCAUUGUUUCUGAAGAAAAUCUCGCUUGCAGUGGUUCUAGUUCAUCUCACACUUCUCCACUGCAUCAGUCAGCUUUUUCUGCCCUUUCACCUCCAGAAACCCCCGAUCUGCCCAAGAUUCAUGAUUUACAGUCCGUUGGUCCUCCCCUGUCGCAUUUUGAAAAUAUCUUCUCGUCAAUUCCAUAUGAAGACAUUGAGAAGUGCAUAGAGAAGCCAGUGACUGAAACGGCAAUUCCCAGACUAGAGGUGCCACUUCAGAGUGCCACCUCUGAGGGUAGAAAGUCACCUAAUGUCCCAAGAAAUUUCCAGUCUGGUGGAAAUCUCGAAGAUCUUCUUCAGGACAUUGAAGUUCUCUCUCAAGGUAUUCUUCAGAUGCAAAAUCAGACGAGAGAAGGUGCACCAUCGACUAAUCCUGAAACACCCAAGAUGACAAAGUAUAGAUCAGAGGUAAAUUUGGUCUUGUCUACAGGAGGACAAGAGACCGAAGAGGCUCAGAAACCUGAUAUCAUUCUAAUGCAGAGUGAGAUAAAACCACCGGAACCCAUGCCAAUUCUCUCUGCUCUCUAUCCGCAUCAGCCAGAGCGGAGAAGUAUCCUUCAGCAACAAAAGGCAGUUUCAAAAGAUAAUUCCUUCGAUACCAAUAUGAUUCUGGCACAUUUGCCCAGUAUCUCCAGUCACAUUCUCACUCCUAAAAUUCUCAAUUCGGAUGAUGGGCCAAGUAGUAGUUCAGGAGAGAAUAGAGGAAAAAGUACAAUGGCAGAAGCCCACGAGACACAAGGGGCAUCAGAAGGGGAGAAGAAUAAGGAGAAAACAUCAAAUUGCCCAUCAUCCGAAGACAGCCGACGAAAAACUCGGCGAGUAUCGUUGUACUUUAAUGGGAAGAAGAAUGAGGAACCUCUAGUCAAGGAGGCCUCCAAUGCUGCUCCCCCUAAAGUUGCCCUUGGCUUUGAACGAAUCAGUGGGGAGUCUUCGAGUGCUACUCCAGCUCCCGGACCCUCUACUGCGCCCACUGAGGAGCCACAGCGGAAAACCCACCGGAAGAAUAGUGAAGUGCCCAAGCACAAAUCCAAGAAGCGCUCCCAUCGCAACUCCGAUCGUAACUCCCACAACACACCGUCUGAUGAUGCUCUGGCUUUUAUGACGGGAGAGAGAAAUAGCGUAGCCUCAUCCAGGGAGUCUUCUGCUAGUGCCAGCACACGCUCGCAGAAGUCCAGACGCAUCUCCAUCAACUCCCAUGCUGGUGGAAAAAUUCCCUGGUGCGCCUGCUGGGGCAACGGAUGCAUCUGAUGAGGGGUUCGGGAGCUGGGAGUGGGUCACUGUUGGUGAGUGCUGUGUUCAUGAGGAGUCUGUCUGUAUGUGUGAAUAGGGAAAAGCGUGUGAUUAUCUGUAAAUGUUCAAAUUGUACUUGAAUCGUUUGGUCAAUUAAAAUUACUUUUUCAACAACUUC